UCAGUGGAUCGGUUGGUGAGUGGGGAUAAAGGAAUUCUAUAGUGUGUUAGAGGAGAUGCUUGGGUUUCUUUAUUUUAUCGCAUUUUUAAAAUGACAUUAAACAACAGAAAUAGUAUGUCAUAGUUACGCUGUACGAAGCCUGUGGAAUGUUUCAAUAGCUUUAUGUUGAUACAAAACCAAUGAUGUAUAGAAUUCUCAUUUUGUGGUUAUGUUUUCUGCAAUUGAGAUUUUGUAUGGUGUAUGAACCAGAACAAAUUCAUCUGUCUUUUGGAGAUACUGUGAAUGAUGUAGUUGUGACUUGGAACACAAUUAAUGACACGGAAGAAUCUCUUGUUGAAUAUAGUUUUGGUGGACUUAACUUAACAGCAAAUGGGACCUCUACACUGUUUGUAAGUGGUGGGAAAGAGAAAAGAAAACAGUACAUCCACAGAGUAAAAUUACCCAACUUGGCACGUGGAAUAAAAUACACCUACCAUUGUGGCAGUGGUAAGGGGUGGUCAGAUAAGUUCUGGUUUAAGACACCGUCAAAUGACCCUGACUGGAUUCCUCACUUGGCUGUGUUUGGAGAUCUGGGUAGUGAAAAUGCGCGGUCAAUUCCACAGCUGCAGGAAGAAGCUCAGCGUGGCAUGUACGAUGCUGUGUUUCACAUUGGUGACUUUGCUUAUGACAUGAACUGGGAGAGUGGUCGUGUUGGGGAUGACUUUAUGAAUAAAAUUGAGCCAGUUGCUGCUUAUGUUCCUUACAUGACAAGUCCUGGAAAUCAUGAAGAAGCAUAUAACUUCAGUGAUUACAAAGCCCGUUUCACGAUGCCAGGCAAUACGGAGGGUCUGUGGUACAGCUUCAACAUGGGCCCAGUGCAUUUUAUAUGUGUUUCAACUGAGGUGUAUUACUUUCUGGAUUAUGGUCUCAAACUACUUACAAAUCAGUAUGUCUGGCUUGAACGUGACCUUGAGGAAGCCACGAGCUCAGAGAAUCGCACUGUACGACCGUGGAUCAUAAUACUGGGACACAGGCCCAUGUAUUGUUCAAAUAAUAACUCUGAUGAUUGUACCAAUCAUGAGACAUGGACUCGAGUUGGUAUACCUUUCUUACAUUGGUUUGGGAUGGAGCGACUUCUUUACGAGUACGGUGUUGACCUAGUCAUCUGGGCUCAUGAACAUUCUUAUGAACGUCUGUGGCCAUUGUAUGACUAUAAAGUUCAGAAUGGAAGCUACGCAGAACCAUAUCGCAAUCCCCGAGCACCUGUCCACCUUAUAACAGGCUCAGCGGGUUGCCGUGAGUUUCAUGAUUUCUUUGAUGAAGAACAACCUGAGUGGUCAGCAUUCCGUUCCCUUGAUUAUGGUUACAUGCGUUUGCGCGUUCACAAUGCGUCUCAUUUGUACACAGAACAAGUAGCAGUUGACAAGGAGGGUGAAGUGAUCGAUCAUGUGUGGAUUAUUAGGGAGAAUCACGGACCAUAUGGACAAGAAUAAUUACUUGCGUCUUUUAUGCAAGUCAGCCUUGCAGAAUAGAGGAUGCUGAUAAACAGGAUAUAUCAUUUCAGUGGUGUAAUGAGGGCUUCAAGGUGAGUUGUAUGUCUUUGCAUUUUAUAUACGUUAUUGGCCGGACUCGGCAUUUAUCAUUCACUUUUUAAGAUUAUAUUAACUGUACUGAGUAAUCUAGUUUGAGAAGAGCUGUCAUUACACUUUUCACGAAGACAAUGUAUUUCUGCAUAGGGAAACAACUUGGUGGGGAGUCUGCGUGUGUGGGGAAUCCCCAGGCAGGCUACUUUGUUAACUUUUGAGAAUAAAAGCACGGUUGUGAAACAUAAAAGCAAGAGAAUGCAUAGGAAUGACAGCUCUUGAAACUAGUCUUGCCUUAGACUGUAAGUUUAGGAUCCAGGCGUAAGAUUACAAACGUUAACAGCAAUUUUGCCAAAAUAAUAAAAAAAUAACUGGAUACCUUCAAUACGUGCCAUGCUACAUGUUGAUGAUGAUGAUACUAAAAGUUGUUAUAUCACUAAAUUAGUGUAAAUUCAAAUUCUCAGUUCAGUGACCUGUCAGUGAACACAAUAUCACAUGCCAGUAAUUUACUGUCACGGAAUUAAGACCUUGAAUUAGAUGUCGGCAUUCAUCUUCUGGUAUAUAUAAUGCCCCGUAAACUUAUAGCUACUUCCCCUGAAGACAAAAGCAGUAUGUUCCACCAAAACAUUAACAUCCACAUGGCAUUAUGACCCAGAAGACCAACAUCGACAUAAUCACCAGAGUGAGAAUCUCGUAUCUCAUUCUUAAAUUGGAAGAAGGAAGUCAAGUCUGAUUAUCAUAAAAUUAAUGCUUUAGAAUAUAUGUGGUCUGUGUUAAUUCUAUUUUAAUAUAUAUUCAGUGACAGUCCAUGACAUUUUUAUACAUUUUAUAAAAAUAGUAAGCGUUGUGAUAUGAAAAAUGCCUUAAAACAUUAAUAGAGUAUUUUUGCUCUUGGUGAUAUGAUAAUAACAAUAUUUUUCAUACAUGAAUAUAUUUUUAUAAAAUUUGUUGCAUUAUAUGUAUACCUGUAUCUUCCAUGGAUUUUGUUUUAGUGGUUUAAUGAAUUAUAUUUUUAUUUUCGAGGGAGGUUAUAUUUUUGUUGACAUUCUAUAUAAAGAAAAGAAACAUGAUUCAUAUAUAUUUUUUGUAUUUAUACUAACAAACGGAUACCCUAGUAUCAUGAGCGACUAAAACAGAUGAAAAAGAAUUGUGCAUGGAUUAAGAAAAGGCUAAAAAUUGAAAUGGCAUUUUCAUUCAUGCUUCAGACAUUGCCAGUAAGAGGCAUCUGUUUUUUCUACAUUGUCUUUUUUGAGCACUUCAGUUACUUUAAAUGCUGAAUUGUUUUCGUGCCUGUCAAGUUUCUCUGUAAAAAAUAUAUCAUGAUUGAGUAUGCUGUGUGUGAACGUUGUUAAAAGUGGUAUAUAAUAAAUUCAUAUAUAUAAUAAUUUA
Zootermopsis nevadensis is the source of this 2951-nucleotide messenger RNA. RefSeq names its product acid phosphatase type 7. NCBI's taxonomy places the organism in Eukaryota, Metazoa, Arthropoda, Insecta, Blattodea, Termopsidae. Gene Ontology annotation, molecular function: metal ion binding; acid phosphatase activity. The record is from RefSeq and is a predicted model, not a curated record.